CUCUAAACUCUCUCUCUUCAAAGCCUUUUUGUAUCUUCCCUUUUCCUUCCUUUUUGGACAAAUCAUUUUAGAGUGGAACCAGUCAUUAGUUCGAUGGCUGCGGAUUCCUUUGAUGAAAUGAAAGAGGACACAAAACAAAUGUUUGAAAACUAUAAUUUAAUUUCUGUUGAUCAAUCUUGACCAGAAAUAGUCAGACUAUGCAUCUUUUUUUUUUCCUCGUCUCCAUUAAACACUGUUUUAUUUGGUUGUGAGUUUACUGUUAAAUGAUCUUCAUCUUAUCUUCUGAAUACCCAUUUCUUUGUUUGCUUGUUUUCCCUGUUUUGGUCAAAUAAAAUUUAUGAAAUUGGAAUAGGGGACCCAAUCACUCUCUUAAAGUAAACAAGAACUGGGUUUUCACAUAAAUAGCCCACAAUCCAUGGCUCCUCACUUGGGAUUCUUUUAAAGAAGUUGAAGAGCCUGAGCUAGUGAAGGGAACAACAAUUCUUGAUCAACCACCAUCUCUUAGACUCAGACCUUGGCAAUGGUGGAUCUUGGUCACCCUCAACAUCACCUUCCUUCUCAUCGGACAAUGUGGUGCUGUCAUCCUAGGUAGAUUCUAUUAUGACCAAGGUGGAACAAGUAAAUGGAUGGCAACACUAGUCCAAACCGCAGCAUUCCCCAUCUUCUAUAUCCCAUUCUUCUUCUUUCCUUCCCCCAAAAAUCUUCCUGUUACCACAACCGCUGCAGCCAUCCUUGACAGGCCUUCUAUUCCUAUGCUCUCCUUGAUUUACUUCUUCCUUGGUGCUCUCCUAGCUGGUGACAACAUGUUGUAUUCGAUUGGCCUUCUGUACCUUCCUGUAUCUACUUACUCUCUCAUAUGCACAACUCAGUUGGCCUUCAAUGCAAUUUUUUCUUUCUUCAUCAAUUCUCAGAAGCUCACCCCUUGGAUAAUCAAUUCUCUAGUCCUCCUGACUUUAUCAGCUUCCCUUGUCGCAGUAAAUUCCGAUCCCACUGAGCAUAAAGGGGUGUCAAAAGGAAAGUAUGCGCUUGGUUUCAUCUGCACUCUAGGUGCAUCAACAUGUUACUCGCUAUUGCUUUCUCUAAUGCAGUUAUCCUUUGAAAAAGUUUUGAAGAGGGAAACGUUGUCAGUGGUACUGGAAAUGCAGAUCUAUACAUCCCUUGUUGCUACAUUUAUUUCCAUAGGAGGCUUAUUUGCCAGUGGGGAAUGGAGGGACUUGAGGGAUGAAAUGGAGAGUUUCAAGGAGGGGAGAGUUCUUUAUUUUAUGGCUUUGGUUGGGGCAUCUUUGGCUUGGCAGGUUUCAUCUAUUGGAGUAGUGGGGCUAAUUUUUGUGGUGUCCUCCCUUUUCGCCAAUGUUAUUAGUACAUUGGCGUUGCCUCUUGUUCCAGUUGCUGCAGUGCUCUUUUACCGUGAGACAAUGAAUGGGGCAAAGGUGGUGGCUAUGUUAUUGGCAAUUUGGGGAUUCGCCUGGUAUCUGUACCAACAUUAUCUUGAUGGGAAUGAACCAAGGGUGAAAGAGAUGAGUUCUAAUGAAGUCUUCGAUGAGUCUAGUUCUUGACUGCAGUGCUGUUUGUUCACGAGUUCUGCAGCAGGUUGAAGCUUGGGAAAAACACAGUUUCUCUAUGGAAGUGGCAACAAAACCUAGUUAAUUAUUUCUAGGCCAGCCACAUUAUACACAUAGCUAGAUAUGCUGCCUGUCAACUACAUAUUCAAUAUUGUACAUUGGAGGAUAUGUAUAUUUACAACCUCUGCAGCUUAGAAGCUUCAACAAAUAUAUUUUCUCCAUUAGUCUCCCAA
This is a messenger RNA of Vitis vinifera (wine grape), 1795 nucleotides long. RefSeq names its product probable purine permease 11. Gene Ontology annotation, cellular component: membrane. The coding region runs from base 627 to 1556 and encodes 309 amino acids. The record is from RefSeq and is a predicted model, not a curated record. Gene Ontology annotation, molecular function: purine nucleoside transmembrane transporter activity. Lineage: Eukaryota; Viridiplantae; Streptophyta; Magnoliopsida; Vitales; Vitaceae. The transcript has 2 exons.